This is a messenger RNA of Drosophila montana, 769 nucleotides long. RefSeq names its product ADP-ribosylation factor-like protein 6-interacting protein 4. NCBI's taxonomy places the organism in Eukaryota, Metazoa, Arthropoda, Insecta, Diptera, Drosophilidae. The record is from RefSeq and is a predicted model, not a curated record. The transcript is spliced from 2 exons. The coding region runs from base 231 to 680 and encodes 149 amino acids.
GUAACAAGCUUUCAAAUUAUUCUUCGUGUUUCUCGCAACUAGUAUCCAGUUAUAAAGACUUUUUGUUUUGACUAAUAAGCGAAUAAAGUAUUUUCAGCUAACAGCUGUUUUUUGCAGAAUUAAAAUAGUGUUACCAACACGUCAGUCACAUGUUAAGUUAAUGUGCUUUAUGUUAAACAACAGUCAACAGUUUUUGAUUUUUAUUGUCGUUUGGUAAACAAUUGAGCAAUAUGGGUAAAAGCGACAAAAAGUCAAAGAAAAAGCACAAGAGUAAGCGUAAAGAGCACAAAGAAAAGCACAAGGACAAAGCUAAGAAGACAAAAAGGCAAGAGAAAAUUAAGCAAGCGCAGGACACGCCACCGCCAAAGAUUGAGGUCCCGUUAGUUGUGGCAGCCGACAGUGGAAGCGAGGAGGACUUCGCCAUACCAAUAGCGCUGAUGAACAGCAAAUCGCACGCACCGGAAACGCCGGAGGAGUACCAGCGCCGGCAGAGCCAAAUACGCCGUGAGGUGGACCCAGUGACUGGCCGAACGCGCCUAAUCAAGGGCGACAGCGAGAUACUCGAGGAAAUCGUGAGUAAACCGCGACAUUGCGAUAUAAACAGGAAGGCCACCAGCGGCGAUGGCGACUACUUCGAGGCGCAAUCCUUUGCGGCCGCCAAGCGUCGCAAGCCAAAGUAAACUUGUUCUCAUUAAAUACAAUAGGUAUAUUUAAUAAUUAAUAACUGUUAAUCUAAAUAAACAAUUGUGCAGCAUUGCAAAAAACGCUA